This is a messenger RNA of Orbicella faveolata, 1731 nucleotides long. RefSeq names its product fibroblast growth factor receptor 4-like. The record is from RefSeq and is a predicted model, not a curated record. NCBI's taxonomy places the organism in Eukaryota, Metazoa, Cnidaria, Anthozoa, Scleractinia, Merulinidae. Gene Ontology annotation, biological process: positive regulation of kinase activity; multicellular organism development; protein phosphorylation. Gene Ontology annotation, cellular component: plasma membrane; signaling receptor complex. Gene Ontology annotation, molecular function: ATP binding; transmembrane receptor protein tyrosine kinase activity.
UGGUAGCUGGAGUCAGUGGUCGUCAUGGCAACCAUGCAGCAUGACGUGUGGAAGGGGAAACAGAACACGCAAUCGCACAUGUUCUAAUCCAGCGCCAAAAUGGAACAGGAAGGAUUGCCAUGGGACAAAUAUCUUCACAGAGAGCUGCAAUUUGCACAAAUGUAAAGAAGGUAAUUUUCUCCACAACAAUGAGACUUAUCAUGGUACUGGUGAAUCCUCUUUGCUACUGGUAGCGAAGAUUGUGGGCAGCUCCCUUUUGGCUUUACUUUGUUUAAGUGGAUUACUGUGGUUUGCCUUAAGAUAUCGCAGAAGAACUCGAUCUAAUUCAGAACUCUUAGAUCCGUGGGAAGUCCUUUUUGAUGACAUUUCCUUGCAUAGAAUCAUUGGAGAAGGGGCUUUUGGAAAAGUGUACAGAGGCCAGCUUCUAAAACAAACUAUGGAGGUUGGAAAAGGAAGGAAAUCGCCGCGUAAGACGGACAAGAAACAACAACAAACGAAAGAGGGCCUGACCGUUGCUGUGAAAAUGUUGCAAAAUGGCGCUGCGGAAGAACAAAUACAAGAAUUUCGAGAGGAAAUACAGCUCAUGAAACAAAUCGGGUAUCACCGAAACAUAUUGAAUUUAUUGGCCUGCUGUACUAUGACAAAUCCCAUGUUCCUUGUAGUGGAGUUUGCAAAGAAUGGGGAUUUACUUCACUACCUCAGGAAAAGAAGAGAGCAGAUCAAGCAAGCUUUUGAAGCGAUGGGAGAAGCAGCGCCUCAGCACUCAAGAUAUCAAAACAUGGAGGUCAUAAAUGAAGGAAGCUUAUAUGACUUCACCAGUGGAAAAAACAGAUGCGAAACAAUCGCUCAUCGGAGUAUCCGAGAUGACAGUGAACCAGAAAGGGAUUUCAUGACAAAUAGAGACAACUUACAUGACGAUGAUACUCUCACACCCGCUGACCUAACGACGUUCGCAUGGCAGAUAGCGAAGGGAAUGUUUUUGUCAGGUAAAGGAUUCGUCCAUCGUGACCUAGCGGCGAGAAAUGUUCUCGUUUGUGAAGGCAAGCUAGUGAAGGUAGCUGACUUUGGAUUGUCGCGUAACGUGUACGUUGGGAAAGUGUACCAUGCUACAAAGUCCAGAAAGCUGCCAACCAAAUGGAUGUCACCGGAAGCCAUUCAUGAUCAAGUGUUUAACGCAGAGAGCGACGUGUGGGCGUAUGGUAUUCUACUUUGGGAGAUUUUAACAAUCGGUGGGACUCCAUAUCCUACCAUCAGCAAUCAUAAACUUUUGGGGGCUCUGAAAUCUGGAUACAGAAUGGACAAACCACAAAUGUGCUCGGAUGAGAUGUAUGAAUUGAUGCGACAGUGUUGGAAAGAAAAUCCCGCUGAAAGGCUUUCAUUCACUGUCAUCCGGGGACAACUGGAACGGAUGAUGUUAAACCAUUGUCCUUAUUUGGAUAUGGCUGACACAAACUAUAGUUACGCACCCUGUUAUGACGCUGACAGUAACAAAGAAACGGGACUGGAAAAUACUGCUUUGUAACUUACACGUUGACUUGCAAGUUACAGUUAACUUGCGUGUAAAAUUUUUCGACAUGAUCUUUCUCCCAGCAGUACAAGUAAAUUUAUACUCCUUCCAGGACACAAAGGGGGUCCACCCAUUUUGUUUACGCCCUAGACAUAUCAAGUUUAUUGCUGAGAGCGAGCGUAGAGAGCGAGCAGCAAAAUGGUCAAAAUUUUAGAACAAUAUAU